Molecule: messenger RNA, 1030 nt
Organism: Apus apus (common swift)
Lineage: Eukaryota; Metazoa; Chordata; Aves; Apodiformes; Apodidae
Gene: ACOT13
Product: acyl-CoA thioesterase 13
Exons: 3
Coding region: 46-468 (140 amino acids)
Molecular function (GO): fatty acyl-CoA hydrolase activity
Source: RefSeq, a predicted model, not a curated record
GGAGAGCGGGCGGGCGGGACGCCGGCGGCAGGGCGGGCAGGCAGCAUGGGAUUCACCUUGGAGAGCCUGCGGGAGGCUAUGAAGUACAUGGUGGAGUCGCAGGGCUUCGACCGGGUGCUCCGCAAGAUGAAACUUGUUUCUGCAACUCCUGGAAAAAUUGUUUGUGAAAUGAAAGUAGAGGAGGAGCAUACAAACAGAGGUGGCACAUUACACGGAGGUCUGACAGCCACACUUGUGGAUGUGGUGUCAACAGCAGCCUUGCUGUACACAGAAAGAGCAUUGCCUGGGGUCAGUGUGGACAUGAACAUCACAUACACUUCUGCUGCUAAGAUUGGAGAAGAUGUACUGAUUACAGCUGAGAUUUUGAAGCAAGGAAGAAAUAUUGCAUUUGCCAGCGUGGAUUUAACAAAUAAGGCAACAGGAAAGUUAAUUGCACAAGGUAGACAUACAAAGUAUCUAGGAAAUUAAUAUAAGUAAUUUAAAAAAUAAUAAAGUUGGACUUAGGAAUCUCAUACAGAAUGAUUUCUUCAUUUAUGUAAUAAGAUAGCAUCUGCACAAAGUUGUGAUAGUCUAUAUAAAGUGAAUUAGUUUCACUCCCAUAAUAAACGAACAAAUUUCUUAAUUACCACCAGAGUUGCUACAAGCCUAAAAUCAGUGCCUAUUUGGGGAUGAACAACAGAGUGUGAUACCAUGGGGAUGCAUCUGACCUUUUUUGGUGAAGACAGCAGGAGGACCAGAGCCUUUGGGCUAGCCAUAUGGCUUAUCAGUAUGACUUUUCUAAGAGAUCUCAGUUUUCUUUGCCUGUGGUGGUGGUGUGUGACAAAGCAACCCUGUCUUCACAGCUAUCACAGUCACAUUCUAGCAACGCUAUAUAUGCUUAUAAACUAAGCUACUUGUUCUGUAAGAUGGUAGUAGAGUUCCUAUAACACAGUGUGAAACUGGUUUGAAAGUGUAAAGUAGGUUAAUACAGAAUGUUGUUUAUUGAUGCUGUAAUAAAUUCAAAAGUAUUCAAUAAAGCUUUCUGAAACUA